UAGUGGAAUGAAGGGUGUUAAUUAAUAAAUUAAAGCCCUUUGGUUUGCUCUAUAAAUACCCUCAUUACAAACCCCUCAAUCUGAUAAUCAAACUCAAUAUCCAAAACAAACUAUUUAUCCCUUGAGAAUUUGGAACAACAUAAAGACAAUAUGAUGAUGAAGGUUAAUGAAUCUACAGUUUGACAACAACACUACUUGAAUUUCUUCAAUCCAUUCGCCUAACAAAGCAAGCGCCACAUGGAAUAUUAUGAGCUUUUGGGGUAUGUUCUACUUUCAUUCAUAUGCAUUCUAUGGGUUAAUCAUCGUCACCGCAUGCACUUGGCUGAGCUCCGGCGGCUACCACCAGGGCCAACACCAUGGCCAAUAGUCGGAAACAUAUUCCAGCUAGGCUUUGUAAAGAUACCCCACGACUCGUUUGCCCAACUAGCUCAUAUUCAUGGCCCCAACAUCAUGACCCUUUGGCUAGGCUCCAUGUGUACAGUGGUCAUCUCCUCAAAUGAAGCUGCUCGUGACAUGUUCAAGAACCAUGAUGUGGUUCUCGCUGGUCGAAAGGUCUAUGAGUGCAUGAAAGGUGAAUAUGGAGACGAAAUAGGCUCCAUGAUAACAGCACAAUAUGGGCCAAAAUGGCGACUAUUGAGAAGGCUUAGUACCACUGAGUUUUUCUUGAACAAUCGCCUAGACGCCACGUGUAACAUCCGUAGUAGAUGUAUCAAUAAAAUGGUGAAGUCUAUAUACGAUGUUUGUGGCAAUGAUGGCUCUAGCAUUGAUGUUGGUAGGUAUUUUUUCUUGAUGGCGUUUAAUUUGAUUGGGAAUUUAAUGUUCUCGAAGGAUCUUUUGGAUUUAAAUUCAAAGAGAGGAGCAAAGUUCUUUUACCAUGCAGGGAAAGUAAUGGAAUACGGUGGAAAACCUAACGUGGCCGAUUUUAUUCCAUGUUUAAAGUGGCUUGAUCCACAAGGCAUCAAGAAAAACAUGCAAUAUCAUGUACGUGAAGCGUUUCAUAUAGCUGGAGGAUUCAUCAAAGAAAGAAUGGAAGAGCAAGAAGAGAGUGGUGAUAAAAGAAGAAAUGAUUAUUUGGAUGUGCUCUUGGAGUAUCGUGGUGAUGGUGUUGAAGGACCCUCUAUGUUCUCUUCUACAACCAUCAAUAUAGUCGUGUUUGAAAUGUUCACUGCAGGGACUGACACGACAACAAGCACAUUAGAAUGGGCAAUGGCCGAACUCCUCCACAAUCCUAACAUUUACCAAAAACUAAGAGCUGAAUUGAGAAGCAUCAUUCCCCUAAAUGAAAAUCUUGAAGAAAAGCACAUCGAUAAUAUGCCUUACCUCAAAGCUGUGAUUAAAGAGACAUUAAGGCUUCACCCACCCCUCCCAUUUUUAGUCCCACACAUGGCCAUGCAAUCAUGCGAGAUGCUAGGGUACACUAUUCCAAAGGAAACACAAGUGCUAGUGAAUGUGUGGGCAAUAGGUCGCGACCCUAAAACGUGGCAUGAUGCAUUGAAAUUCAAGCCAGAAAGAUUCUUGGAUCAUGACAAGUUUGUGGACUACAAGGGACAACAUUUUGAAUUCAUUCCAUUUGGUUCGGGUCGAAGGAUGUGUCCCGCUAUACCGCUAGCCUCAAGGGUCCUCCCAAUGGCUUUGGGUUCGAUUUUGCAUAAGUUUGAUUGGAUUUUGGGAGAUGGGAUUAAGGCGCAUGAGAUGGACAUGAGCGAAAGAAUGGGGAUAACUCUUAGGAAAUCUAUUCCCUUAAAGGCAAUACCCAUACCAUGCAAUGGAUUUAUAUGAUUAUACAUCUCAUAUAAAAAAGAAAUAAAAAAUAUUCUAUUGAGAAUAAAAGAAAUUAACAUGUUGAAAAUGAUUCUAAGCAAAAUGCUUUAUCGUGUAUAUAGUGUUCAAAAAGAAAAAAAUAGAAUAGAAAAAAAGUGAGUACUGUAACAACCUGUAAGUAAAAUGUUCUAUAAUAUAUUUGAAGGAUUGUUUAUGAGCU
This is a messenger RNA of Lactuca sativa (garden lettuce), 1981 nucleotides long. RefSeq names its product cytochrome P450, family 76, subfamily G, polypeptide 1 (gene CYP76G1). Lineage: Eukaryota; Viridiplantae; Streptophyta; Magnoliopsida; Asterales; Asteraceae. Gene Ontology annotation, molecular function: iron ion binding; oxidoreductase activity, acting on paired donors, with incorporation or reduction of molecular oxygen; heme binding. The record is from RefSeq and is a predicted model, not a curated record.